GCGAGACUUCCCACCAGCCUCUCGCCUGCAUCCAGCUGGUAGCCUAGCCUGCCGUUGACGGUUUUGUUGCAGUUGAGAAGUCAGCCGCCGGUCGUCAUGGGCAACAUCUUUGGAAACCUGCUGAAGAGCCUGAUAGGCAAAAAGGAGAUGAGGAUCCUUAUGGUGGGGCUAGACGCCGCUGGGAAAACCACCAUUCUUUACAAGCUGAAGCUGGGCGAGAUCGUGACCACCAUCCCCACAAUUGGUUUCAAUGUUGAGACAGUAGAAUACAAGAACAUCAGCUUCACUGUGUGGGAUGUAGGCGGCCAGGACAAGAUUCGUCCCUUGUGGAGGCACUACUUCCAAAACACUCAGGGUUUGAUUUUUGUGGUGGACAGCAAUGACCGUGAGCGUGUGAAUGAAGCCCGAGAGGAACUCAUGAGGAUGCUGGCUGAGGAUGAGCUGCGGGAUGCUGUUCUUCUCGUCUUUGCCAACAAGCAGGACCUGCCCAACGCCAUGAAUGCCGCAGAGAUUACUGACAAACUGGGUCUGCACUCCCUGCGCCACCGCCACUGGUAUAUUCAGGCCACCUGUGCCACGAGCGGCGACGGCCUCUAUGAGGGCUUGGACUGGCUGGCCAAUCAGCUGAAGAACAAAAAGUGAAGCACGUGUCCUGGAGAGUGGGGAAGAGCCUGGGUGCCAGCUCCAGGCCGUACUUGUGGAUACAUCCACGGAGAGGCAGAGCUGAAAGGCUCCUUGCAGGUGACUCAAUGGCGCCCCAUCUCCUCACCUCAAAAUGUUCUCUCUUAUUCUUUUACUGCAUUAUUUAUUGAUUUGUUUAGAUCUGCAGGGAGAGUUUUUAAUCAUGUGCGAACCAACGUGACCUAAAUAUCUUGCAUUCUAUACACUGGAUACAUAAUCAUUGGGAUGAACAAUGUGAAUGAUAUAUAAUAUUACUGUAAAGGAAUAUGUAUUCUUCCUCCUUUGCCGUGUUUAUUAUGUGUUCAGGGUCUAAACGUGUUUGCAGAGUGAUAUUACUUAACUGUACUUUCCCUUCCAUACUUGAUGUAAAUAAAUGUCAUAAUAGUAAAGCUGGAGUAACGCUGUUAUCUCAGAAUACUAUCAAAUUGCAAAAUAUUCAUCAUUAUUUGUCAAAACCAAUGUUAUACCGAAUGAUGUACAUCAGCGUAAAGUACAUAUUUUGCUUAAAGUGUCUAUUUAGAUUUUUUUAUAACAAUAGAUAUGUAUUUAAUUUCACUCCAAACACACUGGAUAGUUUACUUUUUGUUUAUUUAUUCUGUUUAAUUGCAAUAUUUACUGAUAUGCAGAUGGAGUUGAUUGGCUCCCAUCGAGCUGUCAGAUUCAUUUACAUCACUGCUUCUCAUCCAGCAUGGUAAUACACCAACUCUGGCUUGUGAUCUUACGGGGGCAAUGACAUGCUGCAGACUGCUGUAUAUAAGACGUAUACUGCAGGCUACAUGUUGCUAUUGGCCAGCAUAGCCACUGAUGAGCAAGAGAAGCCUCUGUGGUGCAAGCAACUGCAUUCUAUCUGUCAAUGCAAUUGUCAUUGCUUGAUCCCUAAUCCUGUGCUUCUUGGCAUUACUUGUGGUACCAUGAUGCACAAAAUAACACAUUUUGUUGUACAAAUGUUUAUUUUCCAAUGGAUGGAGUAGUUGUUUAGUGUUCUUAAUUUGUUAACCUGGGCAUCCGUCUUUGCGAAUGUUGACAUUGCACUGUUUUCAGAAAAGGAGGCAAGGGAAUGCAUCAAAAGGCAUGUUAAUACUGUACAAGAUCUGUAAUAAAAUGAAUCCUAUA
This is a messenger RNA of Dunckerocampus dactyliophorus (ringed pipefish), 1794 nucleotides long. RefSeq names its product ADP-ribosylation factor 3a (gene arf3a). Gene Ontology annotation, molecular function: GTPase activity; GTP binding. Gene Ontology annotation, cellular component: cytoplasm; plasma membrane. The coding region runs from base 97 to 642 and encodes 181 amino acids. The record is from RefSeq and is a predicted model, not a curated record. Lineage: Eukaryota; Metazoa; Chordata; Actinopteri; Syngnathiformes; Syngnathidae. The transcript is spliced from 5 exons. Gene Ontology annotation, biological process: vesicle-mediated transport; intracellular protein transport.